UCGUUGGAUCGAUCUGUAAACGUCACCAUUAAAUGUAUAUUCAAUAUAUUUUUCUUCUAAGUCGCAACAAAAAUUUGCUUUUAUAUUAAUAAUUUAGAAAGCUUAGAACAUCAUACAUAUGUGUGUACAUGCAUACGAACGCGCACACACCCUUCCCAUUUAGGCAGAUAUCUGACGGGCACCAAUCCCUGCUCCCUUGCUUUCCAGGAGAGAGCGACAGCCACGACUCGGGAGACGAAGGAACUCUCGUCGUCGACCUGAGCCAACAGUGUUACACAUACGAAGACCUCGACUCCCACCUGUCGCAGCCCAUCGAUCUAAGCAAGCGCUGUUCCUCCGCGGAUGAGAACGGCGGCAGAGACGACGGCGGCGACGUGCAUCACUUGGGGGCGUGCUGUAAGGCGGAGGACAGCGAGGUCGCGUCUUCGGGCUCAAUGGAUGAAGAAGGGCAGCCUGAUACGUAUUUAAACAGAAUAUCAACCAACAGAAGAAGGCACCGCGGCCCCAAGAGCUGGGAAUUCCUGAUGCGCCUGCUGGCCGACGAACGAACGAACCCGUCAGUGAUCAAGUGGGAGGACCAAUCAGCUGCGACUUUCAGGCUCAUUCAACCUCAUUACAUCGCCAAGCUGUGGGGCAAGCGAUCAGGCAGACCAGAACUCACCUAUAACAACUUUGCCCGGGCUCUAAGGUACCAUUACAAGAAGGGCCAGCUGGUCAAGGUAUCAGAGAGACAGUUGGUCUACGGUUGUGGUCCCGACGCACUGCUCUUCGUGAACCAACUCCUGAACCACGAUAGACCAGCUGAAGAGACCAGGGGCUUAAGAGACAACUCGCAUAGUGAUCUGAAAAGAUGAAUAUUUCGCAGUGAAAUAGGUAGCUUUUUCUUCUUAUACCGUGUCAUCAUGUGAUACUGAUAUUGUUAAUGGUGAUGAUGGACGGUAUCAUUAAUUUUUGCUGUAGAGGAGCGAUGCUGUAACUUGUAGAGUUGCGAACGAUACUGUCGAGUGUAAUUAAUUGCCUGAAAAUAUUUAUUGCUCUUUUUUUUAUAAC
Penaeus monodon (black tiger shrimp) is the source of this 1050-nucleotide messenger RNA. Its product is annotated as ETS homologous factor-like. The transcript has 4 exons. The record is from RefSeq and is a predicted model, not a curated record. The coding region runs from base 129 to 854 and encodes 241 amino acids. Gene Ontology annotation, biological process: cell differentiation; regulation of transcription by RNA polymerase II. Gene Ontology annotation, molecular function: DNA-binding transcription factor activity, RNA polymerase II-specific; sequence-specific DNA binding. NCBI's taxonomy places the organism in Eukaryota, Metazoa, Arthropoda, Malacostraca, Decapoda, Penaeidae. Gene Ontology annotation, cellular component: nucleus.